Puccinia triticina is the source of this 366-nucleotide messenger RNA. RefSeq lists its product as uncharacterized. Bases 1 to 366 code for a protein of 121 amino acids. Lineage: Eukaryota; Fungi; Basidiomycota; Pucciniomycetes; Pucciniales; Pucciniaceae. The record is from RefSeq and is a predicted model, not a curated record. The transcript has 3 exons.
AUGGGGAUUUCCUACAGCGGGGAGUUGUUUACGAAGUUCGAUGGUCGACCGAUUACCAUUCUAGCUCACGUGGUCCAUAUCUCUGACGGCCCGCCACCUGAUUUCGUCGAGUACUCAGUCGCUGGUCCUACGCUUCAAGGGACAAUGAGGUAUCUGUGCAGCGCGAUCCCCCCUUUUGACGGGAUGGUUGAUAAACCCAAUGCAGGAACAUUGUUUAUGAAAAUUCCUAAGCAUUUAUUGGAGUUUCAUAAGAAUCCAAUUCCGUUUGAGUCGAUGGUGUUUAUCCGAGCGAAAUUUAUCAACGUCGAGCAAAACCUUGAUGUAAUACCUGUCUUGUGCGAAUCGAUCUUACCGACGAACACUUGA